Molecule: messenger RNA, 1302 nt
Organism: Pseudogymnoascus verrucosus
Lineage: Eukaryota; Fungi; Ascomycota; Leotiomycetes; Thelebolales; Thelebolaceae
Exons: 2
Coding region: 1-1248 (415 amino acids)
Molecular function (GO): phosphonoacetate hydrolase activity
Source: RefSeq, a predicted model, not a curated record
AUGACUUCUCACCUCUCGUCAUAUGUGACUGUUCACUCGAGAACAUAUGCUCUUCCAAAACAGCCAACCGUGGCCGUAUGCAUCGAUGGCUUCGAUCCAGAAUACCUAGCGCAAGGGAUCGCUGAUGGUAUCCUUCCAAAUCUGGCCUAUUUCAUUCACCACGGAUUCCACACCACUGCAAAGAGUUGCAUGCCUUCAUUCACCAAUCCCAACAAUGUCUCUAUUAUUACUGGUGUCUCGGCCUCUAUCCACGGCAUAGCUGGAAAUUUUUACCUCGACCCAGUCAAUCACGAAGAGAAGAUGAUAGCCGAUGCAACUCUCCUCCGUGGCCCUACAAUCCUCCAACAGUUGUCAAAGCGCGGCGUCAGGGUAGUAGCAAUUACGGCGAAAGACAAGCUCCGCCGCAUCCUCUCGCACGGUCUGGAGAAUGCAAUCUGUUUCUCUGCCGAAUUCGCCGGCGAAGCUACUAUCGAGACUAAUGGCAUCACUGGUGUUGAAGAAUGGAUCGGCAGAAAAGCACCACUGCAAUAUUCUGGCGAUCUGUCACUGUACGUCCUAGAUGCAGGUGUCAAAUUCAUCGAAGAAGACCGUACCGAUUUCAUGUACCUCACGCUGUCGGAUUUCAUCCAGCAUAAACACGCGCCUGGUGAUAAAGAUGCGAACGAGUUCAUGUCUGCCCUAGACCAGCGCAUUGGCAGGCUGGCACAGCUCGGCGCCAUUGUUGCUGUCACCGGGGACCAUGGCAUGAGCGACAAGAGCCUCGAAGAUGGGACACCAAACGUUUUAUACCUGCAAGAGCGCCUGGAAGGGAGAUUUGGCCGAGGCAGCGCACGAGUAAUCUGUCCUAUCACGGACCCUUUCGUACGACAUCACGGCGCACUAGGCUCAUUUGUGCGGGUGUACGCCAAAUCUGCCUCUGAUGUGUCUUCAAUGCUGUCCUUUAUUAAGUCCCUUUCUGGAGUUGCUCUUGCGCUUUCAGCGGCAGAGGCUGCUGAAUCUUUAGAGUUACCACUUGAUCGCGAAGGAGAUAUUGUAGUCGUGGCAGUGAAGAACGCCGUCAUUGGAUCGAAAAAGGAAGAACAUGACCUAUCAAAUUUGGGAGAACACAGAUUGCGCUCCCAUGGUGGUUUAUCGGAACAAGAUGUGCCAAUACUGAUGUCCAUACCAUUGGGCAGCCAGCUAGCUGAAGGAAAAGCAACAUGGAGAAAUUUUGAUAUCUUUGAUUUAGUUCUAAAUUCGCAGACCUAAUUAGCGUACUGCCUAGGAAUAUUUUCUUAUAGAGCAAUGAACAAUUGAUAAGGG